AUGAGUAGUUUAAGUGAAGAAGUUCCGUUUUUUGAUGCACAAGAUGAUAUUGUGUUAAUCUCGGAUGCGAAAGGGGUUAAUGAAAACCCUGAAGUUGAUCCUGGUUCUUCUGUGGUGGAGGGUUUGUUGAGAGAUUUUGGAUAUGAAUUGUGGGCUAGGAGUCCGGGUAGUGUUCGGGAGCGAAGGAGCAAGUUUAAAACAUGGAUGGAAUCGAGUUUGGUAGAUGGGAGUGGUCGUGAAAGGGAAGAUGAGAUGAAUAGAAUGAAAGAUGGAGUUGAUAGGAUGAUUAAAAGUUAUGGUUGUGUGGAGGAUUUCUUUUCGACUCGGUCAACCAUCUCUUGUUUGUCUUCAAUGAGUUCUUCAUCAGAGCUCGGUUUGGUGGAGAAUUCACCAUGCCGAGAUGAGAGUUUGGAUAAUGAGGUAGGGUCUAAUGAGGAUCAGGUGGGGCAGUGUAGGGAGAGUAAUGACCAGUUGGUGGUUUCUGAUGAAUUGGAAAACACAAACACCCUAGGGUUCUCUCCUACACACCAAAAUGAGAUUGUUAAGGAAAUCGAAGAGACAAGUGUUUUUGAGUCGUGGAAGAAGAGGGCUAAAAAGGGUUUGUUAAAAAAAUUACGCUCAAUGACAUGCAUGAAGGAUGGACAACAAGGAGAAUCUGAUAACAGGAAGAACGAAAGCGGUGUUUCAUUCUCGGGUUGUAAGAUUCAACGUGUUAAGGUCCGUCAUUGCAGGAAGCAAAGAAAGGAGCUUUCGGCUCUUUAUACGGGACAAGAUAUUCAAGCGCAUGAAGGUCCGAUUUUUACCAUGAAAUUCAGUCCUGAUGGGCAGUAUCUUGCUAGUGCCGGCGAAGAUGGAGUUGUACGAUUAUGGCAAGUUGUUGAGGAUGAGAGACAUACUGAAAUCGACAUUCCAGAAGUUGAUACAUCCUGCAUUUACUUUACAGUGAAUGAUCUCUCUGAAUUGACACCCUUGUUUAUGGAUAAGGAUAAAAUUAGAAAUGCCAAGAGCCUGAAAAAAACAUCAGAUUCGGCUUGCAUCAUUUUCCCUCCUAAGGUCUUCCGGUUGUUGGAGAAACCACUGCAUGAGUUCCACGGUCAUGGAGGUGAAGUUUUGGAUCUCUCUUGGUCAAAACAUAACUAUCUGCUGUCAUCUUCAGUCGAUAAAACUGUCCGUCUAUGGCAAGUUGGACAUGACUGCUGUUUGAAGGUUUUCUCACACAGUAAUUACGUGACAUGCAUACAAUUCAAUCCCGUGGAUGAUAAUUAUUUCAUUAGCGGAUCUAUAGAUGGAAAAGUGCGCAUAUGGGGAAUUCCUGAUUGUCAUGUUGUUGAUUGGACCGAUGUCAAGGAAAUUGUCACCGCAGUGUGCUAUCAACCUGAUGGACAGGGAGGGAUUAUCGGCUCCAUGACAGGCAAUUGCCGGUUUUACAAUGUAUUAUCAGAUAAUCACUUUCAGAUGCAAUCACAAAUAUGCUUACUUGGUAAAAAGAAAUCUCCCGGGAGAGGAAUAACUGGCUUUCAGUUUCUUCCACAAGAUAGUAACAAAGUUAUGGUUACCUGUGCCGAUUCACAAGUCAGAAUCAUUGAAGGGCUUAAUGUUGUUGGCAAAUUCAAAGGCCUUAGUGCAGGGAGCCUAAUGUCCGCAUCUCUUACUUCAGAUGGAAAACACAUUUUAUCAGCGUCUGAAGACUCCAAUAUAUAUAUGUGGAAUGUUAGUGAAGACGAGUCUUGUACCAUGAAAGCUAAGAAGAUUAAGUCCUGCGAGCGGUUUUAUUCAAACGCAUCUGUUGUAGUACCUUGGUGUGGUUUGAAAUCCAACAACAUUGAAAAUUCUAAACCAUUAGAUGUCCUAAAUAAAAGGUCACCCCAAGCUCUAUGCCUCGAUCCACCGUCUUCGUUUUCUCUAAGCCAAGAUUUUUUCUUGGAUUCUAUCCCGAAAGGUUCCGCAACCUGGCCCGAAGAGAAACUUCCUACUUCAAGAAGCCCCAAGUCUAAAAAAUCCGCACUGCACAAAUCUGCAUACAAGUUCUUGAAAUCCUCUUGCAAGAGUACUUCCAAUUGUCAUGCGUGGGGACUAGUCAUCGUGACUGCUGGUUUGGACGGGCGAAUAAAAUCGUUCCACAACUACGGACUACCCGUACUCGUUUGA
Messenger RNA from Lathyrus sativus (Indian pea), 2148 nucleotides. The record is from the annotation of a GenBank genome assembly. NCBI's taxonomy places the organism in Eukaryota, Viridiplantae, Streptophyta, Magnoliopsida, Fabales, Fabaceae.